AUGUCUAAUCAACCCAAUUCGGAUUCCCCUUACCAUUCCAGCCCUCUAAGACGCGAACGCGCUCCUACGAUCACCAUCGACACUUCCGCUGUUAAUACCUCGCAAGAUUCCGGCGACCAGGAGAUGAGAGGAGUCCCUCCAAAUGAAAUCCCACACUCGAACCAGAGGCCACAAGCAUCCACUUCGCCAACAGAAGUACGCUCUAGCCCUUCCUUCGAAGGAAAAGAGUUUCGUGAGAGUAGACCGACCUCUCCGCAUAAUGUAUCGUCGCCGACCUCGAAAUGGGUUGAAACUAGCAGCUCGAAUUUUCUAGCUGUUCCUGGGACCCGAUCCAGAGGGAACUCUCUGGACUCUGAAGAUGCCAUUAAUUCAUCAAGCUUAUAUGGUGGAGAUACUGUUGCUCCCUCAUCUACUUCGGCCACAGAUACCCCAACCCAGAGGGCGUCCCCUGAAGUAGAUGAUAUUACCAACGCUCCAGAUGCUCUGUCACCAGACCCCGGCACCGAAGCUGAUUUUGAGGUACAAAACAAUAAGUUCGCUUUUUCACCGGGACAGCUGAACAAGAUGUUAAACCCCAAGAGUUUAGCAGCAUUCUUCGCCCUUGGAGGACUUGCUGGAAUCGAGAAAGGGUUGAGAACCGACAGAAAUGUUGGUCUUAGCAUGGAUGAAAGCGUGCUGGAUGGCACAGUGAGUUUUGAAGAUGCAACUCGCCAACCCUCUUCCUCUAAAACCCGCCCAACACCUUCCCCACCGCCCCCUAGGGUAGACGCAAUGCCUACCGAGAUCAUCAACAAGAACAACGAUGCCUUCUUUGAUAGAAAGCAUGUCUUUAGCGACAACCGAUUGCCCGCCAGAAAGACAAAGUCGAUUUGGGAACUUGCUUGGAUCGCUUACAAUGAUAAGGUCUUAAUUCUGCUCUCUGUUGCUGCCGUCAUCUCUCUUGCUUUAGGUAUCUACGAAGCUGUGAGUGCUAAACCGGGUGAACCAAGAGUUCAGUGGGUCGAAGGAGUUGCAAUAAUGGUUGCGAUCCUUGUCGUCGUUGUAGUUGGCGCAUUGAACGAUUGGAAGAAGGAGCAGCAAUUCGUAAAACUCAAUAAGAAAAAAGAGGACAGGAGCGUCAAGGUCAUUCGCUCCGGGAAAUCUAUCGAGAUAUCCGUUUAUGAUGUAUUGGCAGGUGAUGUCAUGCACUUAGAACCCGGGGAUAUGGUGCCUGUGGAUGGUGUUUUUAUCGGCGGCCAUAACGUGAAAUGUGAUGAAUCCUCUGCCACUGGUGAAUCAAACCUUUUACGCAAGAGUCCUGGAGACGAAGUAUUUCGUGCAAUUAAGAGCCAUGAACCGCUUAAUAAGUUGGACCCUUUUAUUCUCUCAGGUUCUAAAGUUGCUGAAGGUGUGGGAGUAUUUCUCGUUACGGCCACCGGAAUUAAUUCAUCUCACGGAAAAACUCUCCUGUCAUUGCAGGAAGAGGGCCAGACAACUCCACUGCAGUCAAAACUUAAUAUAUUGGCGGAAUACAUUGCUAAGCUGGGUCUUGCUGCUGGAUUACUACUGUUUGUCGUUCUAUUCAUUAAGUUCCUCGUUCAUAUUGGGGAUAUCCCAGGUGGCUCUACUGAGAAAGGCCAGGCGUUUCUGCGAAUAUUUAUCGUCGCAGUAACCGUCAUUGUUGUUGCCGUGCCCGAGGGACUUCCUCUGGCUGUUACCCUUGCGCUUGCAUUCGCAACUACUCGAAUGUUGAAAGAUAACAACCUGGUGAGGUUACUGAGAGCCUGCGAGACCAUGGGCAACGCGACAACUAUUUGUUCAGAUAAGACUGGUACACUUACACAAAAUAAAAUGACUGUUGUCGCUGGCACUUUUGGCCCAGCGUCACGGUUUGGUGACAACGCUGAGAAUGACCAACAUAACCAAUACCUUUCAAAUGCAACAGAGAUUUCCCCAACUGAAUGUAUCAGUACCUUGUCCUCGAAUGUCCAGGAUGCCCUAAGACAGAUUAUAGCUCUCAAUUCCACCGCUUUUGAAGGGGAAGAUAACGGACAAGCCGUCUUUAUUGGAUCUAAAACAGAAACCGCCUUACUCAGCUUCGCCCGUGAUCAUCUGGCCUUACGGCCUUUAAAUGAGGAAAGAUCCAAUGCUGAAGUUGUCCAACUUGUACCAUUCGAUUCCAGUCGGAAAUGCAUGGCAACCGUCAUCAAGUUACCAAACGGGAAGUAUAGAUUACUUGUCAAAGGUGCAUCCGAGAUUUUAAUAAGCAAAUCUACAAAAAUUCUCAAGGAUCCUACUGCAGACUUGUACGACACACUUCUAACUGACAAGUAUCGGUCGAUGCUCAACAACAUCGUGUCGCAUUACGCAUCCCAGUCACUUCGUACAAUUGGGUUACUCUAUCAGGAUUAUGAGCAGUGGCCUCCUCGUGGAGCUGUGACUCAAGAAGAGGACCGUCGACUUGCCGUUUUUGAUUCUAUUUUCAAGGACCUGACCUUUCUAGGGGUCGUUGGUAUCCAGGAUCCUCUUCGUCCGGGCGUAGCUAAUUCCGUCCGACAAUGCCAGAAAGCCGGUGUUUUCGUGAGAAUGGUAACCGGUGAUAAUCUAAUGACCGCCAAAGCGAUUUCUCAGUCAUGUGGAAUUUUCACUGCAGGUGGAAUUGCCAUGGAAGGCCCCAAAUUUCGAAAACUAACCCCAUAUCAAAUGAAUCAGAUAAUCCCGAGGCUGCAAGUUCUGGCACGAUCCAGCCCGGAAGACAAACGAAUUUUAGUAUCUCAGCUUCAAAAACUCGGCGAAACAGUAGCGGUUACUGGAGAUGGAACCAAUGACGCACCUGCCUUGAAAGGGGCUGAUGUGGGAUUUUCGAUGGGAAUCACUGGCACAGAAGUUGCAAAGGAGGCAUCAGCUAUUAUUUUGAUGGAUGAUAACUUCAAUUCCAUUGUGAAAGCUAUGGCAUGGGGUAGAACUGUCAACGAUGCUGUCAAAAAAUUUCUGCAGUUUCAAAUAACAGUCAAUAUCACAGCUGUUUUCCUGACUUUUAUUUCUGCUGUUGCUAGUGAUGAAGAAAGAUCUGUUCUUACUGCUGUUCAGCUACUCUGGGUCAACCUAAUUAUGGAUACGUUUGCGGCCUUGGCUCUUGCAACGGACCCACCUCCUACAACAAUAUUGGAUCGCAAACCAGAGCCUAGAUCAUCUCCACUUAUCACAUUAACAAUGUGGAAAAUGAUAAUAGGACAGUCCAUUUACCAGUUGGUUGUAACUUUUAUUCUCAACUUUGCUGGCAAGAAUAUCCUCGGCUAUGACUACUCUGAAGAAGAGGACAAGCAGUUUCGCGCCCUUAUCUUCAACACAUUUGUCUGGAUGCAGAUUUUCAACCAAUAUAAUGCUCGAAGAAUUGAUAAUAAUAUGAAUAUAUUUGAAGGCCUCUGGCGAAAUAAGUGGUUUCUAGCAAUUCAAAUCGUCAUUACUGGAGGUCAAAUAUUGAUCAUCUUUGUGGGCGGGCGCGCUUUUUCGGUUGUCCCUCUGGACGGCCCAGAAUGGGGCAUUUCUUUGAUACUAGGUCUCGUCUCAAUUCCAGUUGCAAUUAUCAUCAGAUUAAUACCUGAUGAAUUCAUUCGGAAUCUCCUGCCGCGCUUCUGGAAUCGGAAGACUCGCAGCCCUCAAGUCUUCGUUUCUGAUGAAGACCGACGGUAUGAAUGGAACCCUGCUUUGGAGGAAAUUCGUGAUCAACUGCAAUUCCUCAAGGCUGUUCGUGGUGGCAGGCUGAACCAUUUGAAGUAUAAGCUCCAACAUCCUGAAAUGUUACUUCCACGAUCACGAAGCGGUUCUCGUUCCCGUGACCAAUCUGUUCCGCAAACCCCGCAUGGUGAUAACAAUCAUGAAUUAAAUGGCCGUCUCCCAUCCACGCCAGAUUCACGCAUGAGAAACCGCGGUAGAUCUAGGUCAAACUCCGCUUUUGGUCCUGCUGCUGCCAUGGCUGGUAUUGUCGCAGGAAGCAUUGCUGGCUGGUCACCUGUGGAAAGAGGCAUGGGAGAAAAUGACUCCAUCAGAUUUUCGCGAUCGGGUCCUAAUGCCCUUGGCCAGCAGGAAGGUAUUGAGGUUCACCCAGAAACCCGGGAAGACGAUCCUGUAAUCAAUGAAUAUUCUGCGGCGAGUAAAGUACCCCCCAGUCAGAACCCAGACCUAGUUCCUGAGUUCAUGCAUGCCUCUGGCAACGCUCACUCGCGACGAUCGACGUCCCGGCAUUCGGCUUCAAGGCAUUCUGCCACAUCCUCGGCGGCCAGGCACCAGCCAAGACCCUAA
Messenger RNA from Ophidiomyces ophidiicola, 4281 nucleotides. Its product is annotated as plasma membrane calcium. NCBI's taxonomy places the organism in Eukaryota, Fungi, Ascomycota, Eurotiomycetes, Onygenales, Onygenaceae. Gene Ontology annotation, cellular component: membrane; intracellular membrane-bounded organelle. The record is from RefSeq and is a predicted model, not a curated record. Gene Ontology annotation, molecular function: ATP hydrolysis activity; P-type calcium transporter activity; ATP binding. Bases 1 to 4281 code for a protein of 1426 amino acids. The transcript has 4 exons. Gene Ontology annotation, biological process: intracellular calcium ion homeostasis; calcium ion transmembrane transport.